Messenger RNA from Anopheles marshallii, 1959 nucleotides. RefSeq names its product RING finger protein nhl-1-like. The record is from RefSeq and is a predicted model, not a curated record. The coding region runs from base 1 to 1959 and encodes 652 amino acids. Gene Ontology annotation, molecular function: protein binding; ubiquitin protein ligase activity. Lineage: Eukaryota; Metazoa; Arthropoda; Insecta; Diptera; Culicidae. Gene Ontology annotation, biological process: protein polyubiquitination; proteasome-mediated ubiquitin-dependent protein catabolic process. The transcript has 12 exons.
AUGAGCCGGUCGAUACGCAGCAGUCGACUUAUUUCGUACGAUGACACCGCCAGAAGUCCCCCAAUGGCGGUUCCGAAUAGGAGUCGCAAUACGGAAGGAUCUUCGUACAGGAACUCUUACGAUGCCAGCCACAAGCGUGAUCACAUGUCUAAGACCAUCGAACAACUGUUGAUCUGCGGAAUUUGUGAGCUACGUCUAAAUGUGCCAAAGAUGCUGAACUGCCAGCAUACAUUCUGUCUGGAAUGUCUGGAAGAGAGUAUCCACAAGCAAACGGACAAGACCUACAUCGGAUGUAUUACCUGCGGUACUAAGCAACUUCUCAAGGAUCCGGAUCUGACCGUCCUUCCCUCGAACCUGCACAUCGACAACAUGUUGCUGAUGAUGAAUCCAGCACCUACUCGUCCCUCAUCACUGAUUCGCACCACUGUGGGAAGCUAUCAGUUGGAAAAUAGCCUGGCCCCUACGCUACAGUGUUCCAAGUGUCAAACUGUGUCCGAGACGUCGCUGCACAAAUGCGAUCACUGCAUGUCGAUGCUGUGCGCAAUCUGUUGGCUCGCUCACGUGGACGAGCUGUCGCGCCAACUCGGACAGCUGGAGGGUCAGCUAAAGUCGGCCAUCGAAAAAUUGGAUCAUAAAAUGAUCGAAUAUAAGAGCCGCUUUUCCGAGAUCAACGUCGAGAUAACGGACUGUUUUCGCGACAAAAUCCUCGCCCUUCAACAGCAACAAACGGAACUAUUAGAUUCGUCGCAAGGAAUACUAAACGAUGCGGUUUGCUCGCACGAGAUGGUGCGGGCAAAAAUUGACCAACUGAUGGUAUCGAUUGGGCGCCCGAUCGUGGGAUCGUUGGAUCCGGUCCAGGUGUACCUGAAGCUACACAAAGACCUGUCCAUUGUUCUGGAGGAAGUGUCACUGUGGGGUCGCGAACGUGUCAUCUUUAAUCGGGAGAAGCUCAAAGUGGAGUCGAUUUUUGACACCCAACCAGUACCAACCAUUAAGCCUAGUACGAGUGUCAAACCUUCGGUCAAGCAUCAGCUACAUCCGAACUCGUCGGAGACUUCAGUAAUUCAGUUCUACAAAACUCACGUCUAUAAACCUAGAUUGCUUUGGAAUCACUGCCAACGACCUACCGGUGUUGGUUUUGCACCCUGGAACCAUGAGGAAUUGAAGAAACCGUUGCUGUACGUCGCGGGAUCUGAAUGUCGUAUCGUUUUUGGAAUCGAUAAAACCAAUGGACACAUAGUGCAGAAAAUAUCGCACGAGGAGCUUAGCUAUCCACAAGGUAUCACGUUCGAUCCGGAUAGGAAGGAACUGCUUGUUACGGACAAGUGGAAACACUGCAUCUUUGUGUUUUCCCAGGAGGGUCAACUGCUUCGAAAACUAUGCUCGAAGGGUGAUCAAGCUGGCCAAUUAAGAUCACCCGAAGGGAUCGCUUUCUGUUCGAGUGAGACCAUUUUCGUGUGUGACACUGGAAACGAUAGAAUACAGUGCCUCAGUACCAACGAUGGCAAGGCGCACACCCAAUUCGGACGCCUGACGAAAGAUCAGCUCGUGAAGGCAACGCAAUCGAAAAUAUCUUCGCGUAUGGUGGAUCUGAAGAAUCCCACCGACAUUGCGGUGCAGAAAGACUCCAUAUUAGUGCUGGACGCCGGCAAUCGUAGGGUGAAGCUGUUCAACAAAUACGGUGAACAGUUGCUAGAAUUCGGCCAGACCGGUACGAUCAACGGGCAGUUUCAGUAUCCGGAGGUGAUCGGUGUCGAUCCGGCCGGAUUUAUUCUCGUCGGUGAUGGGGGCAAUGCGAAGGUUUUAGUUUAUCGCCCGAACGGACAGUUUGUUACGGCGCUCGGAUCGCGCGGUGAUUCCGCAGGGAAGUUCAACUGGAUUUCUGGCAUCUGUGUUAGCAAAGACUGGGAAAUUGUCAUCAGCGAUUAUAAAAACCAUGCGGUGCAGCUGAUCUUCUAA